GUAAAAAUGGAUCCAAAUAUUCCUGGUCCCAGCAAUGAGCGUGGAUAUGACAGCAUUAUGGAUGAGUUGUGCACUGGCCCGGUUACUGUUUUGGAACAGGCUUUGGAGCAACUGGAGCGUUAUCCAGAACGUGGACAUCUCUACCUCGGCCCCAUUUUAUUCGGGCCAGAGCCGUACAAACUCCGAGCUUGUAAAACAUGCAUUCGUCUCGCUCGACACGGUUUAUCCGCUAGUCGAUUCACGGCUGAAGAAAUAGAAAACAUGACAGAAUUGUGCCCUACCCAUUUAGAUGAGCAACUUUCCGAGGAACGAGCAAAAGCAAAGGCAGCUUUAGAAGCUAAAUUAGCUAAACAACUGAAACAAAUGCAGGCAAAGCAUCGCAAAGAGAUAAAGGAAGCGGAAAUGGCUAAAACUAUUAGAAGUACAAAAAAGACAAAAGUCGGAAAAAAUGGGAAAAUCGCGAAAGUCGACAAGAAAACAGCAAAGACUGUGAAGGAAAAACAAGUUCUUGAUUUGCCGCAGCCGAAAAUCGAAAUCAACGAUGAGGAUAUUGAUCAGUACAUCCUUGAGCAGGCAGCCCCAAAGAAAAAGAAUGUGACUCGGUGGAUCUGUCCAACUUGCGACAAGUCCUCGAAAUUCGGAAGUUGUGGAUGUGUCGGAUGUGGCGACUGGUAUCACAUCACAUGUGUUGGAUUCAAAAAAGCCAAGGAAGUCCCGGACAAAUGGGCUUGCAAAUACUGCAAAUAAUCAGAUACAGUUUAAAAUUAAAUAAGAAGCUUUUUAGAAUUUUUUUAGAUGUUUGAAAUCCUAGUAGUGUUUAAAGUAUUAACAUAUACUUUAUAGUUUUCUUCUUGCACUUCAAUCAGUUCCUUCGUUACACUCUACGUUUGUCUGUAUUUUAGUAUAAUUUCUCAUAGUUACUGCAUGUUGUCCAACACAAAAUCGAUCUUAUUGCAACCCGAGUAAUAUAAGAUGUCAUAAUUCCCUUCUCAGUCUGAGAUUUCAUUUUAUGUAUAUUCAGAACCGAACAUAUUCAUUGCCGUCCAAUACAUAUUCCGGUCCUUACAGUGUGCAAUAAUGUGAUUUUUACCUAUUUAUUUUAUUAGUCGGUUUGAUAAUUUACCUGUAUAUGCGAGAACAAUCUUUAUUUAUUGAUAAAAUAUUUAAUUGC
Caenorhabditis elegans is the source of this 1171-nucleotide messenger RNA. RefSeq names its product PHD-type domain-containing protein (gene phf-34). The coding region runs from base 7 to 747 and encodes 246 amino acids. Lineage: Eukaryota; Metazoa; Nematoda; Chromadorea; Rhabditida; Rhabditidae. The transcript is spliced from 5 exons. The record is from RefSeq and is marked reviewed.